AUGGCAACGGUCAACAAUGAGAACCUCGUAUUCUAUCCCGCGUUCUGCUUCAAGGCCUCACCAACGCACUUUACCUGGGUGAAAAUGGGUGCAGCUGAUGUGCAUCGUCUCCGAAAAUCGAGUGACUUUGUGGGCCAAAACAUCUUCUUCUACAACAACCACCCAAUCCAAUUCGUCAGCCUAGUAGGCGUUAUAGUGGCGCGAACUGAUAUCCCACGACGCACAAUUCUAACACUAGACGACAGCAGCGGCGCAACAAUCGACAUAGCCGUACUAAAAAAGACCUCACCAAAACCCAGCAUUACUAGUCAAGCAACUCCCACCACUAGCCAGGGAGACCCGACCACAAGCCAAGAAAAAACAGAAUGGUCUUCAUUCUCCCUCACAGCGCCAGCAGCCACCAGUCUCACCCAAGAAACACACUUAACCUUCAAAGACCACGACGAGAUAGACAUCUCAGCUUUGCAACCAGGAACGCUUGUCCGAGUAAAAGGGACACUGUCAACCUUCCGAUCGCAGAUGCAGUUACAUCUCGAGCGGUUCUGGCUCGUGCGUGAUACGAACGCCGAAAUGCAGUUCCUGGAUACCCGUCUGCGGUUCCUUAUUGAGGUCUUGUCUGUGCCGUGGGUGUUGACUGACGAGGAGGUCGAGGACUUACAUGGUGACGCUGAGAGGUGUGAUGAGCGCGUCUUGGAGGAUAAGAGGCGUGCGGAGAGGAUUGCCAGGAAGAGGAUUGAGCGUGAGGAGAGACAUGCCAAGGCUAUUGCGCGCCGGUAUGAGAAAGAAGAGAAUGAGCGGGAGAGGGAGCUCAAAAAAAUUAGAGAGGAUGGGGAGAGGGUUAUGAGGAGGUUUGGGUUUGGGGAUGCAGAGUGA
Molecule: messenger RNA, 873 nt
Organism: Penicillium expansum
Lineage: Eukaryota; Fungi; Ascomycota; Eurotiomycetes; Eurotiales; Aspergillaceae
Product: OB-fold domain-containing protein
Exons: 2
Coding region: 1-873 (290 amino acids)
Biological process (GO): DNA replication; double-strand break repair via homologous recombination; nucleotide-excision repair
Cellular component (GO): site of double-strand break; DNA replication factor A complex; chromosome, telomeric region
Source: RefSeq, a predicted model, not a curated record